UUUGGAGCUGUGGAACAUGGCUGAGAAUAAAAAUAAAAAAAUUUAUUAGAAAGGCAAGUUAAGAAAUUUAAAAAUAUUUUCUCUUAUGAAUUCUACUUCCAACAAGAUAAAUUAUUAAAUUCCCCUUCUCCUAAUAUCCUCUUUUUUGGCCAACCUGCCUUCCUCGUUUCCUUUUUCCCCCGUUCCUGAAUUCAGAGGAUUUUUUCUUUGAAGCUUUGGUAAUGGCAGAUCAAAAAACUGCGGACUCAGUCCAACCCGAAGAAAUCUCUAAUUCAUUUCGUUGUUCCUUUUGUCUGGAUCUUCUUUACAAACCCAUUGUGCUGCCUUGUGGUCACAUUGCCUGUUUUUGGUGUGUGCAUAGAAGCAUGAAUUGGGCAGGCAUGUCUCAUUGCCAAAUUUGUAUGUAUCCAUUCAACCAUCUCUCAAACAUCUGCGAAAUGCUUCAUUUCUUGCUUUUGAAGAUCUACCCAGUUGCGUGCAAGAGAAAGGAAAAUCAAAUGAGAGAGGAGGAAAAGAAAAUGAACUCUCAGUCUCCACAAUUUGAUGAUCAUACAUAUCCAACAAAUGCAGAUGGAGGAUUUGAUCACCUGAUAGAUUAUGCAUGUUCCUCUGAUACAGAGUUUCAUGAUGAUGGUCCAGUUGUUACCAGAACUGAUGGUAAAAAACAAAGUGGGAUUGACCUUGUUGCUGGAAAAGAAAAGAAGCAGGCUUUGCUUGCUUAUUUGUCAUGUGGUGCAUCUAGGCACCUGCUUUUUCGGCCUGUUGUUCUUAACUGUGGUCACGCAUUCUGUGAAAGUUGUAUCAUCUGCUCAGAUGAUGAGAGGAUUACUUGUAAAGUUUGUGAAAUGCCACAUCCUGCGAGACUUCCAAAAGUUUGUUUGGCUCUUGAUUACUUUUUGGAGGAAAACUUCCCUAAAGAAUAUGAAUUGAGAAGAGAUGCUGUUCAGCUAGACCAAGCUCUUUUCAAGCAUGGGAGUGCUGCUACCCACUACACAGGCUCCAAUGAGGAAAAUUCCCUCUUCUUUGAUGUGCCCUCUCUCUCUACGAAUGGCAUGCAUGUACAUGUAGGAGUUGGUUGUGAUUCUUGUGGCAAGUUACCAAUAGUAGGGGAUAGAUACAGAUGCAGAGACUGUACGGAGGCAAUGGGCUUCGAUCUUUGCAGCAAUUGCUAUAACUCUCCAUCCAAGCUUCCUGGCCGGUUCAAUCAGCAGCAUACUCCAGAACACAGGUUUCUGAUUAUACGUAAUAAUCAAGGCUAAUGAAAAGUUUCUUGCUACUUUUCUGUAUGGUGAUGCUUUGGAAAAUGUAGGAAAGGGAAGUGAAUCCUUUAUUUUGAUUGCUGAUUCUAAGGGCAAUAAUACGGGCAAUGCUUAGUAGCUCCUAUGUGUUAAUGGUAAUGGUGUGGAAGAUCAUUAUGAGCAUGUAAUUCUUGAAUAAGAAAACCAGGUUUGUAUAUAAAGCUAAAAGUUCGAUGUAUAAUCUAUAGUUUCAAAUGUGAAGUCUUAGCUUUUGCCUUUCGGUAUUCUUAUGCUUC
This is a messenger RNA of Rubroshorea leprosula, 1534 nucleotides long. The record is from the annotation of a GenBank genome assembly. Lineage: Eukaryota; Viridiplantae; Streptophyta; Magnoliopsida; Malvales; Dipterocarpaceae.